Molecule: messenger RNA, 881 nt
Organism: Brassica oleracea var. oleracea
Lineage: Eukaryota; Viridiplantae; Streptophyta; Magnoliopsida; Brassicales; Brassicaceae
Product: V-type proton ATPase subunit c1-like
Exons: 3
Coding region: 134-628 (164 amino acids)
Biological process (GO): proton transmembrane transport
Cellular component (GO): proton-transporting V-type ATPase, V0 domain
Molecular function (GO): proton-transporting ATPase activity, rotational mechanism
Source: RefSeq, a predicted model, not a curated record
UCUUCGCUGGGUUUUGUAAAUAUAUCAUCGUCACCAAUCGUAAUUCAAUCUGAGAGAAGAGGAGGAAGAUCAGAUUCCAGAUUCCAGAUUCCAGAUUCCUGAGCGUCAUCACUAAGAUCGAGAAUCGUCGGAAAUGUCAACGUUCAGUGGCGAUGAGACAGCUCCUUUCUUCGGCUUCCUUGGCGCUGCCGCAGCCCUCGUCUUCUCCUGCAUGGGAGCUGCAUAUGGGACUGCCAAGAGUGGUGUCGGAGUGGCAUCUAUGGGUGUUAUGAGACCAGAGUUGGGGAUGAAGUCUAUUGUCCCCGUUGUUAUGGCUGGGGUCUUGGGGAUCUAUGGUUUGAUUAUUGCUGUUAUCAUCAGUACCGGUAUUAACCCCAAGGCUAAAUCUUACUACCUCUUCGACGGAUAUGCCCAUCUCUCUUCUGGUCUCGCUUGUGGACUUGCUGGUCUUUCUGCUGGAAUGGCCAUUGGUAUUGUUGGUGAUGCUGGUGUUAGGGCCAAUGCUCAACAGCCAAAGCUUUUCGUUGGUAUGAUUCUUAUCCUCAUUUUCGCUGAAGCUCUGGCUCUCUACGGUCUCAUCGUCGGUAUCAUCUUGUCCUCUCGAGCUGGUCAAUCCAGAGCCGAGUGAGAAAAGAUACUGCGGUUCUUCUUGGAUUCUGCGUUGAUUCUUUCUUUGCUUUUUUCGCUCGUCUUAUAUUAUUUCUCAGGUUAGUAGAGGGCCCCCCAGUGGUUUUGCUACUUGUUAAAAACGUACUGUCUGCACGAAACAAAAACCACCCUUGUGUUAUGUUUGUAAUAUUCACUCUUAUUUAUAUAUUUUUGUCAGUCUAAUAAAAUCAUAGAAAACUCAAUUUGAUUUCUUUAUAAAACUCUUCUCUUCA